Molecule: messenger RNA, 555 nt
Organism: Gastrolobium bilobum
Lineage: Eukaryota; Viridiplantae; Streptophyta; Magnoliopsida; Fabales; Fabaceae
Product: transcriptional regulator TAC1-like
Exons: 1
Coding region: 1-555 (184 amino acids)
Source: RefSeq, a predicted model, not a curated record
AUGGAUUUCAAUACCACAAACUCUAACAAAUCUGAGCAAAUAAGAUGGGGUUCAGAUGAUCAAGGUGGUUCAGGACAAGUUAGAUCUUAUUCUUGUGCCUUUUGCAAAAGAGGGUUCUCAAAUGCACAGGCACUAGGAGGCCACAUGAAUAUCCAUAGAAGAGAUAGAGCCAAGCUCAAGCAAUCUUCUGAAGAAAAUUUGCUUUCAUUGGACAUCUCAAUGAAGAACACAAGAGACAAUGAGCCUGUUGAUUUGGAAGAGAAAAUUUUGUUCCAAUUGGAUUCUGGGGAAGAAAAACAUGCUAGUAGUGUUAAGAAGCCAUUCAAUUUUCCUGACAAAGAUUAUGAUCAUGCUUCUCAAAGGGGUAAGUUAAUUGGUGCUGCAGAACUUCCUCAUCUUCCAUCAUUUGUUGGGAGGUUAACUUCAACCACUGAGAUAAAGGGUAGUGUUGGGAUGCAGAGGAUUGAAGAGAAGAAAGCUGAUUUAGACCUUGAGCUUAGGUUAGGCCUUGAGCCACAGGAGGCACCAAUAUUGAGCACCAGAGCAUUCUUUUGA